Messenger RNA from Apis florea (little honeybee), 1045 nucleotides. It is a transcript of the gene Mpcp1, whose product is annotated as Mitochondrial phosphate carrier protein 1. Gene Ontology annotation, biological process: mitochondrial phosphate ion transmembrane transport. Gene Ontology annotation, molecular function: phosphate transmembrane transporter activity. The record is from RefSeq and is a predicted model, not a curated record. Gene Ontology annotation, cellular component: mitochondrial inner membrane. Lineage: Eukaryota; Metazoa; Arthropoda; Insecta; Hymenoptera; Apidae.
GCAGAAACUUGAUUUCUUUCUUAUAAUAUAAUAAUCAAUGACAUAAGUUACUAAACGGAUUCCGUUACCGUUAAAGUCUCUAUCACUCUUUUCGUAUUAGUCGGAGACGAAAGUUGUGCUUUUGUAUCCAAUAGCUUGAACUAAUAUAAUUAUUGUAUAGAAAUUGUUAUCAAUUGGUAGUGGAUGCAAGUGAAGUGAUAGACACAAAAUGUGGCCCUCAAUAUUGGAUAUAGCUAAAAUGAAUCCAUUUGGGACACCGUUCGUGACAACUACAUGUCAGAGACAAAAUGAACUAACACAAGCACUGGUUAAGAAUCGUCACAUUGCCGCUGCUUCUGUCGCAUCAGGCGAUAGCUGUGAAUUUGGAUCAAAUAAGUACUUCAUGCUAUGUGGUUUAGGAGGUAUUUUGUCAUGUGGUAUUACCCAUACUCUUGUUACUCCUUUGGAUUUAGUAAAAUGCCGUAUUCAAGUAAACCCUGCAAAAUACAAAUCAGUUUUUAAUGGAUUUCGAGUAACUUUGGCGGAAGAUGGAACUCGAGGUUUGGUUAAAGGAUGGGCUCCAACAUUCUUUGGUUAUUCUACGCAAGGAAUGUUUAAAUUUGGACUUUAUGAAGUCUUUAAAGUAUAUUACUCGGCUCUUGUUGGAGAAGAAAUGGCAUAUGAAUUUAGGACAUCGUUGUAUUUAAUUUCUUCAGCAUCUGCAGAAUUUUUUGCUGAUAUUGGUCUAGCUCCUCUUGAAGCUGCUAAAGUUAAAAUUCAAACUACACCAGGAUUUGCAAAUACUUUGAGAGAAGCUGUGCCAAAGAUAUAUGCAGAAGAAGGCAUUACUGGAUUCUAUAAAGGACUUGUACCUUUAUGGCUUCGUCAAAUUCCAUACACAAUGAUGAAAUUUGCUUGUUUUGAACGUACAGUUGAACUUUUAUACAAAUAUGUAGUUCCUAAGCCAAGGCAAGAAUGUUCAAAAGGUGAACAGUUGGUUGUUACCUUUGCUGCAGGAUAUAUUGCUGGUGUAUUUUGUGCAAUUGUAUCUCAUCCUGCUGAUUCU